Messenger RNA from Cynoglossus semilaevis (tongue sole), 4670 nucleotides. RefSeq names its product cyclin and CBS domain divalent metal cation transport mediator 1 (gene cnnm1). Gene Ontology annotation, cellular component: plasma membrane. The transcript has 10 exons. Gene Ontology annotation, molecular function: transmembrane transporter activity. Gene Ontology annotation, biological process: transport; magnesium ion homeostasis. NCBI's taxonomy places the organism in Eukaryota, Metazoa, Chordata, Actinopteri, Pleuronectiformes, Cynoglossidae. The record is from RefSeq and is a predicted model, not a curated record.
UUUGUUGGUGUGUUGCCUUCAGAAAGAUGGAUUUAAAUCAUUUUUUUAUUCGACGAAUAAAACAAUUCCAUCGCAGCUUAAAUGUUCAGCACAGUGACUCAUAUUAUGGUAUGUGCUGUGCUCCAAUGUUUGGGCCAUUUGUAGAAAUUGUAUAAAAAGGAUUUUUUUUUACGUGUUUGUUGGUUUCGCUGGUGCCGUAUUUAUAAUUCAUGACUGGGCUUUUCCCGUUAUUCUAUUUUUAGAAAGUGGCAAAAGGCAAUAAUAUGACGUCACGAAUAUCGCGUAUAAGCUGCGCUCCCCGCUUCUCUGUCUCUCUCUCUCUCACUCCUCCAUAUACCUACUUCUACAUCAGUAUGGCCACCUCAGCUGCCUCAUCUAUCCGUCCUCACACCACGUGACCCAGCUCUGUCCUUCAGUGCCUCAUUCAGCAUGAUGGCUGCGGAUGCUGCGGAUGCUCUCUGCAGCAUCCUGCAUCCGCACCGGCUCUCCAUUCUCUUUCUCACCGUCACCCUCUCCUCUUUGCCGGAUCCGACCACGGCGCUGCUAGGCGUCCGGCCUGAGGAAACCCAAAGCGGGAAGCUGACGGUGCAGGAUGGGGUAAUAAGGGCAACCGAGGGCACUCGCUUCAUGCUCAGGGUUUACUACUCCACAACUGCAGUAGCGGAGCAUCCCAACAGCCCGAACACCACCGGCAGACCUAACACCGCUCCUGCCGCACCGUGGAUCGCGUUUAUAGAGGAAACAGAUGCGGAUGGAGUCGAGCCGGAGAGUCGGCUACUGUCAAAGAAGAACCCGUGCGAAGAGGAAACUGCCCGGAGCUCCGACAUCGAGCUCCUGGGUUCUUUCAGAUCGCCCUCAACUUAUAACUCAAUUUUGGUGGAGCUGCUCGCUAAAGACCUGCGCAGAGGUGAGGUGAUCAAAUACUACUCCAUGUGCGCCUUCGACGGAGUGAAAUGGGAACAUUUAAGCACCAAAGACUUUUGGCUGGCCGUGGUGGAGAGACCCCCAGAGGCAGAUGUCUGGCUUCAGGCAGGUGUCUCCGUGCUCCUGUUGGCGCUGUCAGCGCUCUGCAGCGGUCUGAACAUCAGCAUGCUGGCUCUGGACCCCGUGGAGCUCCGGGUCCUGCAGAACAGUGGCACAGAGAAGGAGCAGAAAUACGCACGGAAAAUAGAGUCCGUGCGUAAACACGGCAACUACAUCCUUUGCACCGUGGUGCUGGGCAACGUGUUAACAAACACAUGCUUUGUUGUCUGGAUGUGCCAGAUUCUGGGGAUGACUGCCCUCUCAACUGCCUUCUGUACUUUUGGCAUUUUCUUUAUUGGAGAGAUUUUACCUCACAGUGUAGCGUCCAGGCACAGCCUUGCCAUCGCCUCCAAGACCCUGUGCGCCACCCGCCUGCUGAUGCUGGUGUUUUUCCCCGUGGCCUAUCCAGUGUCCAAGAUUCUGGAUAUCAUGCUACACCAAGAGAUCAGCAGCUUCUACACCAGAGAGAAGUUGGUGGCCAUGCUGCGUGUCACAGACCCAUACCACGACCUGGUCAAAGAAGAGCUCAACAUCAUCCAGGGAGCGCUGGAGCUGAGGACCAAGACCGUGGAGGACGUGCUGACCCCACUGACGGACUGCUACAUGCUGUCCUCGGACGCCGUGCUGGAUUUCUGUACCAUGUCGGAUGUGAUGCAGAGCGGAUUUACCAGGAUCCCGGUCUACGAGAACGAGCGGUCCAACAUCGUUGACCUUCUGUUUGUUAAAGACUUGGCCUUCGUGGACCCAGACGACUGCACGCCUCUGAAAACCAUCACUCAGUUUUACAAGCAUCCCCUGCACAGCGUGUUCAACGACACCAAGCUGGACGUGAUGCUGGAGGAAUUUAAGAGAGGCAAAUCCCACCUGGCUGUGGUGCAGAGGGUGAACAGCGAGGGGGAGGGAGACCCUUACUACGAGAUGAUGGGCAUCAUCACCCUGGAGGACGUCAUAGAAGAAAUCAUCAAGUCUGAGAUCGUGGAUGAGACAGACCUGUUCACUGAUAAUCGCACGAAAAGGCGAGUGUCCAACCACGAGAGGAAGCAACAGGACUUUUCUGUCUUCAAACCAGGAGAGAAUGAACUGAGAGUUAAAGUUUCACCUCAGCUGCUGCUCGGAACUCUCCGCUUCUUAGCUACAUAGGUGGAGCCCUUCAGGCCGUGUCACCUGUCAGAGAAGAUCUUGCUUCGUCUCAUUAAGCACCCCAGUGUCGUGCAGGAGCUCAAGUUCAACCCCAAGAACAAACACGCUUCUCAACACUACCUCUUCCUGAGAAACAAACCCGUCGACUACUUUGUCCUCAUCCUGCAGGGCCGUGUGGAGGUGGAGAUCGGUAAAGAGGCUCUCCGCUUUGAAAAUGGAGCAUUUUCCUAUUAUGGCAUGCCAGCACUUCUGCACACUGGUCGCAGGUACAGUUCCCGCAGCAGUGGCCUAAACCAGUCAGACUCAUUACUAAGCGGAGGCAGCAUGGGUCAACUCACUACAGGAGGAGGGAACUAUUUACCAGACUACUCUGUUCGACAGAUCACGGAUCUGCAGAUCAUCAAGAUCACCAGGAACCACUACCAGAACGCACUCACGGCCACCAAGAUGGACAGCUCCCCUCAGACACCUGAAGCGGUGGAUCCCGAUGCCAAGAGAAGGUCUGCUGUCCCGGAGGCUCGAUCCAACAGCAUUGCCCUCCCGCUCACCCACGCGCACACCCGUCUUGGGCUGGCACGUCUCGCACAUCUCCAUCCCCUGAGUGGCCUUCGCAGCACCUGCAAGCUCAAUGAAAGGAACAGAAUCGUUCGCAGUAAAUCUGAUGGACAGAGGAGUCCAAAUGACACCGUGUUCCUCCGCAUGGACGAGAUUCCCUAUAUCUGUGAGGACAGACCGGAAGGUUUUAGAGAAAAUGAGUCUCCACCGUCCUCCCCCCCCGUCAUCAGCUCCCUGUCUCUGUCCAGCUCGGAGGAAAACUUUGGGAAGAAGCUGCUGCAUAAAUUGAGUAACAAGAGAAGGAAAAAGACGCAGGAUGGAGAAAAUAGUUUAGAAGGAGGCUCAGAGAAAGCCUCACUGACGAGCUAGCACACAGGCACGGAGGGGGGAGGAUGCAGCAUCCGCCUUCAACGACCUCAUCAGCAUCAGCAUCAGCAUCAGCCAUCCCGACUAAAUAACCCCUCCUCCACAGAGUCCCUUCCUUUCUCCCUGCAGUUCCAUUACUCCCAGGAGAUGGAGCCGUCAUACCUGCUGUAGUCAGAAAAUACUUCUCAGGUUCCCAAAGGACACACUCUCUCCAGCCUCUGCCUCACAUCUCGCCUUUAAAAAUCACAGCACAGACCAUUCUGAGGAACAUUGUUCUAGGAACAGUCCAGCCGUUCAGUGGACUGUUCACUAAUGAGUUAAAAUAGAGUCAGUCUUAAGUUCUAAUGGUACUAAACCCUACCUAGGCCAUGUGGACGUUAUUUAAACCACAGGGUUGUUGAUAAGUUAAAGGGUGAAUUAGAACCUUUUCAUUAUUUUUAAAAAUUUGAUAAAAAAAAAACAAACAAAAACAAGUUCAUGUACAUGGCCAGCAAUACUGUAGUUAGUUGUGCUGUGCGAAAGACAGAUGGGUUCAAGGUGGGGUUUGGUAGAGAAUAUAUGGACCUGCUCUGACAUUGUACUUGAACAGUUUGUAUUCCCAGUUGCUGAGGAUUUGUUACUUUGGGGUACUUCCUAAUUAUUGGAAAUAUUUGCACAGAAAUAACUGGCUUUCAACAGAUACUCAGCUUAAUAAACAAGCACAACUCUGCCCCUUAAACAAACAAAAAUAAUCUUUUUAGAAAAAAAAAGGCCAUGGUGUGACUUACUGUCAUCUUUGAUGACAUGUUGUAAUGUAAAAAAAAGCCUUUUUUUUUUUUACAUAUAUCAGGGUAAAAUUUGACAAAGAUGGCAAUAUAUAGUAUAUAUGAAUUAUCUUAUAUACUGUAACUGACUUGAAUACAUCACUGCACCAGCACAAAGUGCAUACGCAAAGUCCAGACUGGAACACAACAGGGCCAAGACAAAAAUAACCAAGACCAGGUAUCUGCAGUUCUGAAGAAAGAGGGGGAGGAGGGAAGGGGGGGUGAACAUAAAGGAACAGGAGGGAGACACAGAAGAGACAAAGACAAAGGACUGGGUGAGUGAGGACAGGAACCACAUGGGAGGCAGGAAUAAUUGGACACAGAUGAGAAACCCAAAAUUUGGGGCAGACAAUCACAUAAAGAACCAGGAAAAAGACUCAUAUAAAUACUCCAUUCAGCAGAGUUCAGGUUCACCACCACACUCAAAACGUUUUCACACAUUUUCUACCCAUCUUUGUCAUCUUUUAACAUUUUUUGGGGCGAGAAGAUCUGUAUUUUUAAAGAAUUAUCACCUGGAUGUUUAUUCAUAACUUGUACUUACAAACUUUCAUAUUUAUUAGUCAUAGCAAAGAGACUUACUUUAAAAACGUCUUAGUUUUCGUCACGUUUUAAAUCGUUGUGCCGUUAGUUUGUUAGUUCAAGUCCAACGGAGAUUUUCUUCAUUGUGUGCUACAUCUAAAUAAGCUAUGGGUUUUUUGGGAGGGCGGAGGGGUCUUCAUUAGUAUUAAUUGGUAGUCACAAAGACGUUAUGUGCAUGUUGAUAACAAUUUGAAAAAAACAAAC